This is a messenger RNA of Trichomonas vaginalis G3, 231 nucleotides long. Its product is annotated as flavodoxin-like fold. NCBI's taxonomy places the organism in Eukaryota, Parabasalia, Trichomonadida, Trichomonadidae. The coding region runs from base 1 to 231 and encodes 76 amino acids. The record is from RefSeq and is a predicted model, not a curated record. The transcript has a single exon.
AUGCUUUCAUUCACAUGGAAUGCUCCUGUUGAAUCAUUAACAGAUCCAAAUCAGUUCUUCAAAGGAUUAGGAGCAGAUAGUGUUCAUGGCCCAAUUAUUAGAUCCCAUGAAUUCUGUGGAAUGAAGCAAAUUCCAUCAUUCCAAUGCAAUGAUGUUAUCAAGAACCCAGACUUCGAUUCUUACAUUAAGAAUUAUGAAGCUCACCUUACACAGUAUUUUGGAAAGCAAUAA